ACGCACAAAGAGAAAGAGAGAAAGAGAGAGAGGAGCUCAAAAGAUUCAGAAGCAUGGAAGUGGAUAAGUUGAGCAAAAUAGUUGAUAAUGAAGAUGAUGAUGAGGAUGAUGUUCCACUUCCAGGGUUUCGGUUUCAUCCGACAGAUGAAGAGCUUGUAGGGUUUUAUCUUCGGCGGAAAGUUGAGCGGAGACCCCUCAGUAUUGAACUUAUCAAACAGAUUGACAUCUACAAAUACGACCCAUGGGAUCUUCCAAAAGCCAGUAACGUGGGAGACAAGGAGUGGUACUUCUUUUGCAAAAGAGGGAGAAAAUAUAGAAAUAGCAUAAGACCGAAUAGAGUCACAGGUUCUGGAUUUUGGAAAGCGACUGGUAUUGAUCGGCCGAUAUACUCAGCCGGCGGAGAAGGCCGGGAAGGCCGGGAAUGCAUUGGACUCAAGAAAUCAUUGGUGUACUACCGUGGAAGUGCUGGCAAAGGCACCAAAACUGAUUGGAUGAUGCAUGAGUUUCGCCUUCCAGCUGAUCAUGAUCAUGAAAAAAGCACCAAACACGUUGAUACCAAAAGCAUUCCACAAGAAGCUGAAGUCUGGACACUAUGUCGAAUUCUCAAGAGAAAUCUGCCGUAUAGAAAGUGCAUACCGGAUUGGAGGGAAUUACCCGCUAAACGAAAUUCAGCUGAUGCAAGCUUCAAAACCAACAGUAGUAUUGAAUUUGACAAUCGACAAGGUUACAUUAGUUUCAGUGCUCCUGUAGUUCAACAGAUUGAGAAGAAACCAUUUGUUAAUCAUGUUGAUGUAACGAACCAGCUCCUUGUAGGCCAAUUGAGCUCUAUGUCUCAAGUUCCAUCAAGCACUGCAUCAUAUUCAAGCUUUUUUAGUCCAAACAUGGAAGAAUUGUUGAAGCAUGGAGACUGGGAUGACCUCAGAUCGAUUGUGGAGUUCACUGCAGAUCCAUAUUUUAUGUAAAAAAAACCUUGUGUAGUAUUAUUAGUGAUUGCAUAAAUAAAAAUAAUAGAGACUGAUUGU
Molecule: messenger RNA, 1022 nt
Organism: Ilex paraguariensis (yerba mate)
Lineage: Eukaryota; Viridiplantae; Streptophyta; Magnoliopsida; Aquifoliales; Aquifoliaceae
Source: the annotation of a GenBank genome assembly